UUGAAGUCACAAUCAGAAUUCAACAAAAUUAUUCGAUAUCGAAAAAAAAUGUCAAUUGCAUGCAAUGAAUUGCCAGGGCUUGUGAAGAAUGGAAGCUUUGUUAAUGUAGAUUCUUGCAGUAUAAUAUGCAUACCGAAUUUUGGCAGGGUAAUAAUGAACAACCAAAGUAUUUUUUUUGGUGGAAGUCCUAUGGAUUCACUUUUUGGAGUAUUCAUGGCUCAAGCUAUUUUAGCCUUCGUUGUGUCUCGACUGGUUUACUUUCUUCUUAGACCUCUCAGACAACCCAGAAUUGUGUGUAAUAUCUUGGCUGGUGUAAUAAUGGGGCCUUCAGUUUUAGGUCGAAGUAAAACAUUCACGGACUUAUUUUUCCCAAAGAAUCAGCUGUUAGUCUUCAACACAUUAGCUCCACUCGGCGCAGCGUUUUAUACGUUCAUCGUCGCCAUUAAAAUGGACACAAGCGUUAUUCUAAGAACCGCAAAAACCGCCUGGGUCAUCGGAUUAUGUAGCUACAUUGUCCCGUUUGCGGUCAUUCAGCUCUUCUGUUUACUGAUCGACGGCGAACACGACGAGGCCGGACCUAUUAUGGACUUGUCAUCUUUCUUUCUUGCAUUGUCGUUUUCAACUACUUAUUUUCCCAUAAUCGCUCAUAUUAUGGAAGAGUAUGACCUAAUGACCACCGAGUUAGGGCGAGUCGUGAUGACGUCAGCUUUACUUAAUGAGUUUUUCACUCAUACUAUUGCAACUGCCGCUAAUAUUGUAGAUAAUAAAAAUUUUGUUAGCUCAUUUCAGUCAAGUUUAAUAACAAUUGGACCGAUUAUCGUGGUUUUUAUCGCGGUUGGACCGGCGAUUCAACUGAUUAUCAAAAGAACGCCGGAAGGGAAACCCGUGCAUGAAUUUUAUACUAAUGCUUUAAUGAUAGGAGGGUUAAUCAUGGGAUUUGUGAGUGAUUAUGUAUUCGGUUAUGUUCUACCCGGUCCUUUAUUGCUCGGUCUGAUUAUACCGGACGGUCCGCCUUUAGGUUCGACCAUAGUUGAGAAAUAUGAGUUGAUAACAAUGGAGAUUUUGUUACCUUUCUUUUUUAUUAAAAUUGGUCUUGAAACGGACGUUACUUCCGUUAAGAAUUUGGAAUAUUUUCUCUUCACGUUGUUAUUCACGGUGAUAUGUUUUGUGGCUAAGACUGUCGGAACUAUGGUGGCGGCUUCAUAUCUUAAUAUAAGAGUUGAAAACUCGUUUCUUAUUGGUAUCAUUAUGAACUUCAGAGGGGUUUUUGAGCUUUCACUUUAUGAAUAUUUGGUUGCGAACAAGGCAAUGGAUCAAGGAACAUUUACUAUAUUAGUGAUAUUCAGCAUUUUGUUCAACGGUGUCUUCUGUCCAUUUAUAAACAUAAUCUAUGACCCUCAAGUUAGGCUCAUAAACCCUAACCCUAACACAACAUACUUGCGAACACUUCAAUCAACACCUUUAGGUUCAGAAUUACAUGUCCUUAUAAGCAUCUAUAAUGAAGACAAUGUUCAUGGUUUUAUCAACUUACUCAAAGCUUUUAACCCUAAUUCCGUCACCCCUAUCUCCGCCGACGUCAUCCACGCCAUUGAACUCGUCGGUCAAAAUACACCCUCAUUACACCCUUAUAGUAUUUAUGGAAAAAGAUUCAAAAAUAAUACCUCACAGAAAAUAUUUCUUGCAUUUAUGAACUAUGCGAAAAACUCGAAUGGUCUUGUUUCGAUACACCCGUUUAGUAUGAUUGCUCCGUACAAAACAAUGGAUAAUAUCAUUUGUAAUCUUGCUGAAGACCGAAAAGUUCCUCUUAUUGUUAUUCCUUUCGACAAAAAAUAUAAAAAUUUAUUGUCGGGUUUUAAUUCUCGGCUUCAAGGGAAUGCGCCUUGCACCGUUGGAAUUUUAGUACAAAAAGGGUUGAAAGCUCGAGCCAACUCAUCGUUUAACGAGUUUUCUUGCAGCCUUUUAUUGUUGUUUAUUGGCGGCGAAGAUGAUCGUGAAGCAUUAGCUUUAGCGCUGAGGAUGUCGAAAAAUCCGGAUGUUACCGUUACUUUAUUAAGAGUAAUCAGUCCGAAACAAAGCGGGAAUAAUAUGGAGAUUCUUGAAAAAAACCUAGAUGAUUUAUCGAUAAAUGAAUUCUUGGAGAGGAAUCGUAAGAAUUCUUGGGUUACUUACAAUGAAAUUGUAGCAAAUAGUAGUUCAGAAUUUUUAGAUGUUCUUCGAUCAUUUGAGGAUAAUUAUGAUUUAGUAAUGGUGGGAAAAAAUCCAACAAAAACACAAUUUCAGAUAGAAAUGGUGCAAUGGAUGGAAAAUCAAGAAUUAGGUGUUAUAGGUGAUUUGUUUGCCUCUUGGAAGGAUUCUUAUUACAGUAGGAAUAUGUCAAUUUUGAUUAUACAACAUUGUAGAAAGCCUAAUCAAUUUGUAAUUAGUAUGUACACUAGUGUAGAUUGUAAUACUGGUCCAUUAAAAAGUAUUGUAUAAAUUUUCUUUUGAUGAA
Messenger RNA from Mercurialis annua (annual mercury), 2491 nucleotides. Its product is annotated as cation/H(+) antiporter 15-like. Gene Ontology annotation, biological process: regulation of pH; proton transmembrane transport. The record is from RefSeq and is a predicted model, not a curated record. Gene Ontology annotation, cellular component: endomembrane system; membrane. The transcript is spliced from 3 exons. The coding region runs from base 49 to 2475 and encodes 808 amino acids. NCBI's taxonomy places the organism in Eukaryota, Viridiplantae, Streptophyta, Magnoliopsida, Malpighiales, Euphorbiaceae. Gene Ontology annotation, molecular function: antiporter activity.